Prorocentrum cordatum is the source of this 1917-nucleotide messenger RNA. The record is from the annotation of a GenBank genome assembly. NCBI's taxonomy places the organism in Eukaryota, Dinophyceae, Prorocentrales, Prorocentraceae.
GAAGCCCAAACAGCAUUCCGUAUCGGCUACAGCCGUUUUGGCUCCAGCAGUUCCGGGCGCAGGCGUUCUCUCUCUCUCCAGCGGCCAGCGCCUCUUCGCGGCCAGCGCCAUGGCUUUCUGGCGCUCCGGAGGCCACGGCGGGGGCCUCCGCGGCGUGGGCGCCAACUAUAGCGCCUACGGCGGCCCCGGGAUCCUCAGAGGCUACGCCGGGGGCCUCGGCGGCGCGGUCGGCGCCCACGGCGCGGGCGGCGCGCUCGGCGGGGGCGGCGCCCCGGGGUGCUGCGCCGAGGCCAGCGCGUGCAUGGGCUGCGGCCCCGCCUGCGGCGCCGCCUGCGCUGAGGCCUCGGGGUGCGGGGCGGGCGGCACCACCGUGCUGGGCUACGUGGGCCCGGGGGGCGACUUCGUCCAGGAGACCACCUACAGGUACGUGGGUGCCGGCGCAGGCGAGUUCGGCGUGGUUCGCAUCCCCGGGAGCGGGCCCAGCUGCUUCUUGUGCCUGGUGCUGUCCCUGGGGCUGGCGCUGCUCCUGCUGCCCCUCCUGCUCUUCGGGAUGGCGCCAGGCUCGACGACGACGACGACUACGACGACGACCACCCCUCCGUUUUUGCCGCCAAGCACGACGCCGCCGCCUGACGUGGCCGCCACCACCACAGCCGAGGAGACGACCGCCGAGCCGCCGUCGCCGCCCCCGCCGCCUCCGCCGCGUCCGCCACCGCCGCCUCCGCCGCCUCCGCCUCCGCCAACGACGACGGUGAAGAGGAUCGACUGCGGGGAGGGCGACGCCAUGAAUUGGGACGUGCCGAAGAAGGUCUACUGCUGCCUGCGUGAGGGCAGGGGGUGCCCAACGACGCCGCCCCCGCCUCCGCCCCCGCCUCCGCCUCCGCCUCUGCCUCCGCCGCCCCCGCCCCCGCCCAGAACUAUACCUGCGCCAGUGCCAGUGGUCACCACCUCCCCCUGUCCGAUCGACUGUAGCGCUGGUUACAACGACCUGGAUCCCUUGCAGUGGGUCCGCGGCUGGUCUGGCGCGAAGAAGUUAUAUUGCUGCAGGACUGCGAACAGGGGCUGCCCCUCAGAACUGCCUCCGCCCUCGGGGCUUCCGCCGUCCAACGCCCCCGCUCAACCGGACAACAGAGCGUACGAUUGCAGCGCCGGCUACCACCACUGCAUGCAUUGCUUGGAGCUCUCGUGGUCGCCGAGUAAGAUCCAGCACUGCUGCGCAAUUGAGCACAAGGGCUGCAGGGGCGAGGAGCCAGCGUGAGGAGUCUGCUGCUGGCCAGGCCCCGCUUCGGAGGUCAGCGCUAGUGCCCCCAGAAGGGCCUCGCGUGGUGUGGAGGGGCAGAGGAGGCUGAGGUUGAGGCAGGAUGGCCAGGUUGAGCCGCAGCAGUCAAGCCCGCGCGGUUCCGAAGGGGCGCACCACGCCGCGAGAGGUCAGGAUGCAGAGUAUAUCAUGCUUUUUGUUUGUUUUGUUGUCGGUGCGGCUUUGGCCUCAUCGGCGGGUGGGUGUGGGAAGGAUGAGCACGUUGCUGCCAUUAUUUUCGCUCGUAUGCGAGCGCUUAGUGACCAGCAUGUUUGUCAAGCUCAAGUAUUUUACCUUCACAGAGAGCGCGCUCCUUCCUUCAACAUGUUUGAGUUGAGGUUGCCCACCCAGUGUAGCCAGGCCCUGUCAGUUGUCCGCAGCUGUGUUCUUUCUUUCAUCAUUGUAUUCAUCUUCAUGCUUUCUCGCCCUCCUCCAAGUGCCUUGCCCUGCAGGAGUCCUACAGGAGAUGCGCCUGCGCCCGCUCCUAGACGCCUGGCACCCUGAGCCUGCCCAGGUGCCCCCAUGCCGCCCCCAACAAAAAUUAGUUGGCGCAGGUUGCGCAAUAGGUUGCGCCACCCUCCCGCUUUCAGCAUCCCGCGUUCAACCAAAUCGUCCGCUGC